AUGGCGACCUGGCUGAACCAAUCAUCUACAGACGACUUUAUUCUCUUGGGCAUCUUUUCCUACUGUGCAACUGAUCUUGUUCUUUUCUCUGUGGUCAUGAUUGUCUUCACAGUGGCCCUCUGUGGGAAUAUACUUCUCAUCUCCCUCAUCUACAUUGACUCCCGGCUUCAUACCCCCAUGUACUUCUUCCUCAGUCAGCUCUCCCUCAUGGACCUCAUGUUGAUAUGCAACGUUGUGCCGAAGAUGGCAGUGAACUUCCUAACUGGAAGAAAGUCCAUCUCCUUUGUGGGUUGUGGUAUACAAAUUGUUUUUUUUGUCUCUCUUGUGGGCUCUGAGGGACUCUUGCUGGGACUCAUGGCUUAUGACCGCUAUGUGGCUAUUAGCCACCCACUCCGCUAUCCGAUUCUCAUGAGUCAGAGGGUCUGUCUUCAGAUUGCUGGAGGAUCCUGGGCCUUUGGCACACUAGAUGGAUUGAUCCAGAUGGUGGCAGCCAUGGCGUUUCCUUACUGUGGCUCCAGGAAUGUGGACCAUUUUUUUUGUGAAGUGCCAGCUCUCUUGAAGCUGGCCUGUGCAGACACAGCUCUGUUUGAGAACCUGCUCUUCGCUUGCUGUGUCUUUAUGCUUCUUCUCCCCUUCUCCAUCAUCGUGGCCUCCUAUGCUCGGAUUCUGACUGCUGUGCUCCGCAUGCGCUCUGCUCAGGCUCGUAAAAAGGCUCUGACCACCUGUUCCUCCCACCUGACUGCUGUCUCUCUCUUCUAUGGGGCAGCCAUGUUCAUCUACCUGAGGCCUAAGCGCUACCGAACCCCUAGCCAUGACAAGGUGGUCUCUGUCUUCUACACAGUUCUUACUCCUAUGCUCAACCCCCUCAUUUAUAGUUUGAGGAACCGGGAGGUCAUGGGAGCACUGAGAAAAGGGCUGGGCCAUUGUAGGAUUGGCAGCCAGCACUGA
This is a messenger RNA of Echinops telfairi (small Madagascar hedgehog), 948 nucleotides long. Its product is annotated as olfactory receptor 56. Gene Ontology annotation, biological process: G protein-coupled receptor signaling pathway. Gene Ontology annotation, molecular function: olfactory receptor activity; G protein-coupled receptor activity. The record is from RefSeq and is a predicted model, not a curated record. The coding region runs from base 1 to 948 and encodes 315 amino acids. Lineage: Eukaryota; Metazoa; Chordata; Mammalia; Afrosoricida; Tenrecidae. Gene Ontology annotation, cellular component: membrane. The transcript has a single exon.